Fusarium verticillioides 7600 is the source of this 1172-nucleotide messenger RNA. RefSeq lists its product as hypothetical. Gene Ontology annotation, molecular function: mRNA binding; translation initiation factor activity. The coding region runs from base 369 to 950 and encodes 193 amino acids. Lineage: Eukaryota; Fungi; Ascomycota; Sordariomycetes; Hypocreales; Nectriaceae. The record is from RefSeq and is a predicted model, not a curated record. The transcript has 5 exons. Gene Ontology annotation, biological process: translation reinitiation; formation of translation preinitiation complex.
CGCGUUGCAAGGAUGAGUCUUGUACAUAUUGCGGUUUGCUUGGGGAUCUACCUAGGUACUAAAGUCGGCAGGCCUUGCAUGUGCUGCCUCAGGCUCCGAACUCCACCCACUGUGGGUUAGGUAGGUAGGUGAAGCCGUAUGUACUUGGCCUUCGCUCACUCACCUUACUCACCUUGGCCGGUUCACCUUGGCUCACCUUGCUCGGGACAAGGCCCAAGUGCCCCUCCAUGAAAUUUACCCCGCCAUAGGUUAAGCAAGAUCAAUCUAGCACGAGCAAAGAAACGCGUAUUGAUUCCAUACAACUGUAACUUUUUUUGCAACAAGCUCUUUGCACACACUACUAUUAAAGCAUACAGAUUGAGAUCUCUAUGGCUGACGUUGAGCAACCUGAGGGCGAGCCCCAGGGUCGUAUUGUCAAGUAUUGUGGCGUUUGCACUCUACCCCCGGAGUACUGCGAGUAUGGCGGAACCGUUAAGAAGUGCCAGGAGUGGCUAGAGAAGAACGAACCAGAGCUUUACAACAGGAUCUGGUCCGCAGAGGCCCUUGAGGCUGCUACCGCAUCACUAUCCGUCGAGGCCCAGAAACGAGCCGCAAAGGACGCACAGAAGAAGACCGCUAAGGCUGAAGCCGCCGAGGCAAAACAUGCCGACCUGUUAGCCAGGAGUGUCGUCACUAUCAAGCGCAUUGAGCGAAACAAGAAGAAGUUUGUCACGGCUGUGAUAGGACUAGAGUCGUUUGACUUGGAACUCAAGAAGGUCGCCAAAGAUCUUGGCAAGAAGUUUGCUACAGGCUCUUCAGUGACCAAGCUUCCAGGUGGCGGUGAAGAGAUUGUUGUGCAAGGUGAUGUCAGCGUUGAAUUGGAAGAGUUCCUGCUUGAGAAGUACAAGCAGAUCCCCGAGGAUCAUAUUGAACUCGUCGAAGACAAGAAGAAGAAGAAGGGUGGUUCAUAAGUUUGGGAGAUACCAAAAGGCAUUCGUGAUUGAAAUUCCAGAGUGUAUUUUUUUUUGGAAACACUCGCGCUCCUGUGUUUCUUAUGGGCAUAUACAGUUUCAAAAGAAUAUCAUAAAGCAACAUGGAGCUAUCCAGUGCACCCAUGCGCUUCAACCCUGAACUCCUAUACCAUGAUUCUGCAAUACGUAUCGAAACAAACAAUAUACCAAUUACGUUCCAGU